GCCAAAUGUACUAUUCCAAAAUGACAAGGUCAGAGGUCAUUUGAAAGACGGGGCAAACAUGCGCGAAAGUUCGAUUGUAUAACUUGUGUUGUUACAGCUAGAAAUUGAAAUUAUAUGAUAGUCUAUCCUUGUAAUCAUGGCCUCGCUAAGGACGGAGGUUCUAUCAGUCUACAGAACAAUACUGAGGACAGCCAGGACUUGGAGAUCGCUGUCAGGCAGCCAGCAGGAAACCCAGGAAGAGGUGAAGUACAUCAGAGAAGAGGCGAGGACGCUCUUCAAGAAAAACAAAUAUCUUACAGAUGAAGAACAAAUUAGACAAUGUAUAAGAGAAGCUGAAACUAGAAUUGAACUAGCACAUCAUUAUGGGAUACCAUACCCAAGACCAGUGAACCUGCCCCCCAUGGGUCUGGGUGGACCUCAGAGGAAAGGGAAGAAACUUCAGGAGAGACUAAGACAUCAGGCCAAGCCAGUUUACCUACAUUCCCAUGAAGAGAUAGAGAAGUAGAUGUUACAAUGACAGACUAUUCUUUAUUUGUUUUACAACAUCUCUAACUGAAACAUACUUAUUUUAGUCCUUAUCAAACCAGUUUAACCACAAAGGAACAAAGAGGCAGUUGCCUUUACAUGAUCAUGUACUUAUAGCAAACUAUCACUCCAAAAUAAAGGUGUUGAGCAGAAAGUUAUGUACAUCACAAUGUAAAAUUGUACUCUGUCUGAGUCUGUCUCAAAUGCACACAAUCAUGUAUUUGCUGAGUUCCUAAUGUUAACAGAAAGAAAGUGUAGCUAUCAAGUAUGCCUGCUGACACUAUGGUGAAAAAAGAUAUCACUUGAUGAUUAUUUACAUCCAAGAUAUACUGUAUCUCAUGAGAGGAGGACAAUGAAUUUCAUGAUAUGCAAGUAAAA
Branchiostoma floridae (Florida lancelet) is the source of this 903-nucleotide messenger RNA. RefSeq names its product LYR motif-containing protein 1-like. Bases 137 to 505 code for a protein of 122 amino acids. Lineage: Eukaryota; Metazoa; Chordata; Leptocardii; Amphioxiformes; Branchiostomatidae. The record is from RefSeq and is a predicted model, not a curated record. Gene Ontology annotation, cellular component: mitochondrion. The transcript is spliced from 4 exons.